UUGACGUGUAAUAAUUUCGUUUGUUCGUUUUGCUUGUUACUUCUGAAGUUCUGGACCAACGGUCAGGUUUUGAGUCCUUGUGAUCGAAGAACUCGACCAAAACAGCAUUGAUGGCUGCAGUUGCACCUUAGACUAGCCAGUGCUCCUCUGCUGGCGUCGCAGUGCAGUGUCAUUCAGUGCUCUUACCAGUUAGUUUUGAAUUGAAUCCAUUUACUAUCACUUCAAGUCCGGCGCAGCCAUGGUGUUGCCAGCCUACGCUCAGCUGAUGUUGCUAUUGGCGGCUGUACCCUUACAAUACUACCUGGUGUCUCAAGUUCCUGUGUCUGAUGGAGAACUACGAGCAAAGGCGGCAACGUUCUUAUCAAGAUUAUACAAUCUGUACGACUGGUCCGUGGACGUUUGGCGCAGCUCAUCCGACACACAGCUGAUGAUUGAGAAAUUCCUGAACUUCUUCAUGUCCCCGGCUGCUGGUAGACCGCAUCGUCCGUCUCCUUCAUCCCAACAGACACCCGUCAAUGAUGGACAUUUUGAGGAUGAAGAAGCCGUGGAUGUGCAGAGAGAACAGGAGACUUGGUUUGGCCAGUCGUCGGAGAUACGCCGCACGCUUCCAAGCGAUCUUCAGUUUCGCGUUGGUGAAGUAGUGUACCACAAUGAAUGGCACUGGAGAGGUGUGGUGAUUGCAUGGGAUAGUCAUGCUAAGGUUCCUGACUACUGGCUGCAAGAGAAUGGAAUAGCUAGUGAUCAUGAAUCCUUGUCACAGCCCUGGUAUUUAGUAUUGGUGGACGAGAAGGACAAGGCUGGUGCCACGGCUUACGUUCCUCAGCACUCUCUUAGUGCAGAUGAGCUGGCAGUAGAAGGUGUUUCGCAUCCCCAGCUUGUAACGUACUUCAAGUCAGCACGUCGACCGGAUAAUAGGUAUGUAGCUCAGCCAUGGCUGAAGGAACGCUAUCCCAAUGAUUAAAUCAGACUACUCUACAGCAUGUCUUGUUGCUGCUUUCUACUGCUCAUUCACUUGAACAUUCAUGUAAAUAGCAGACAUUAUCAAAUGCUGAUAUUGCCUUGAAGCCUCAUAGUCAUGUACAUAGACCACCCGGACCCCCCCCCCCCCCCCCCCCCCCUGUACAUUAAUAUCUAUUGCAGAAUAUGCAACUAUUCACACAGGAAAUGGCCAUUUCUUGCUGUGCUACUUCGAAAUAGCACUGAAGUACCAAUUUCCCUUCCCCGUUGUUUUGUUCUCUUCACUGCAAAUUUUCAAGAGCACACCGAACUGAACAUACUGUUAAUACUGUAUAUACGCAUUUCAAUUGAAUACUAGUACUUGUAUUCAAGAAUGAUUUCCUACUGACAUGGUCUAACUUGCAAACUCAUCUUCAGAAUAUUCCAUAACAUUUCCUUUCUCUCUCUCUCUGUCUCUCUGUCUGUCUGUCUCUGUCUGUGUCUCUCUCUGUGUCUGUGUCUCUAUCUGUGUGUGUGUGUGUGUGUGUGUGUGUGUGUGUGUGUGUGUGUCUCUCUCUCUCUCUCUCUCUCUCUCUCUCUCUCUCUCUCUCUCUCUCUCUCUCUCUCUCUCUCUCUCUCUCUCUCUCUCUCUCUCUGUGUGUUCUGGUCUCUGUUAUAACGUUAAGCUUGUCCCUAUUUUCUUUCUUGUUUCUUAGUGUCCAGUACUACGUGUAGUGUGAUUAAGUGUAUUAACAGAACGAGCUAGUCUGUCGUGGAGCGAUGGGACCUGCAAGAAAAUUGA
Molecule: messenger RNA, 1738 nt
Organism: Sycon ciliatum
Lineage: Eukaryota; Metazoa; Porifera; Calcarea; Leucosolenida; Sycettidae
Exons: 5
Coding region: 239-961 (240 amino acids)
Molecular function (GO): DNA binding
Source: RefSeq, a predicted model, not a curated record